AUGAGUGUCGUAAAAUCUGAAGAUGUCCAUAAGGUCCCUCACUAUUAUUUGCCUCACCAUGGUGUGGUUAAUGAAAAUAGCACCACCACGAAAUUACGCGUAGUGUUCGAUGCCUCAGCUAGAACCUCUAAUCAACAUUCUCUAAAUGACAUUCUUCUUACUGGACCUAAACUUCAGACUCACAUAUUUUGCAAUUUGAUAACAUUUCGUUCCUAUCCCGUUGCUUUUGUGGCUGACAUCGCCAAAAUGUAUCGUCAGAUUCGUAUUGCUGAGGAAGAUCAAGAUUAUCAAAGAAUAGUGUGGAGGAAUAAUCAAGAUGAACCUCUAAAAAUAUUUCGUCUUAACACAGUGACAUACGGUACGUCAGCAGCGCCAUUCUUAGCUCUACGUACUCUCCAUCAACUAUGUGACGAUGAAAAGGAAAAUUUUCCAAUUGCGUCAGAAUUAUCGCGUACUCAUUUUUAUGUCGACGACUUAUUGUGCGGUGCUGCAUCUGUUGGAGAAGCAAGAUCCAUAAUACCCGAAAUGAUAAAAUUCAUGGAAAGUGGGGGUUUCCCUCUGCGCAAAUGGUCAUGCAAUUACCCGGAGGUAAUAGAGAAUCUUCCUGAUCACAUGAGAGCUUCUACCGAUACCCAUUCCUUUCAAAAUGACGUAAAUCAGAAAGUCUUGGGUCUUGAAUGGAAUGGAACUAAAGACAGUCUUCGGGUUCGGGCAGUCCUUACAGAACAUAGCAGUUCUGGAGAAGGUGGUCCAAGGAUUAUCUGCAGUCACUUCAACCCAGGACCCGGUGGACCAGAGCAGGACGUCAACUGCAGCUGGGACAAAUGGUCUUGGUAG
This is a messenger RNA of Uloborus diversus, 837 nucleotides long. RefSeq lists its product as uncharacterized. The coding region runs from base 1 to 837 and encodes 278 amino acids. NCBI's taxonomy places the organism in Eukaryota, Metazoa, Arthropoda, Arachnida, Araneae, Uloboridae. The transcript has 2 exons. The record is from RefSeq and is a predicted model, not a curated record.